AUGAGUGAAAAUACAAUACAAGAAACCACUUAGUAAGAUAUUUCCACAAUGCAAAUGUACAUUGAAUCAGUUUCAAUUAACAUGGAAUCACUGAUUGAGACUUAUUAUGAAUACCUUCAAUAGCGAGAUGGAGAUGACUAAGAAAGCUAUAAUCUGUUGAGUGAUUUUACAUAAAAGACUCUUAAUAAUUUGGAAGUGUUGCAAAAUAGUUGGAAUUUAAUUAAAGAAAAAUUGAAUGAUAAAUAUGAUUAACCUCCUUUUAAUAACUCAUUCUAAAUCUAUUUUGAUAAUCAGAUCUUGGGAGCCAUUAAAUCAUAAGUAGACAAUAUAGUUGAUACUAUCAACAGACAUGCUCCUAAAUAUGAAAUUCAAGGAAUAGUUUAAAUUAAUACUUAAUAAAGUAGUUCUGAAUUAAUGGAAAUAGAAGAAGGUGAUACUUGA
Messenger RNA from Paramecium tetraurelia, 441 nucleotides. RefSeq lists its product as uncharacterized. NCBI's taxonomy places the organism in Eukaryota, Ciliophora, Oligohymenophorea, Peniculida, Parameciidae. The record is from RefSeq and is a predicted model, not a curated record. The transcript has 2 exons.